This is a messenger RNA of Orbicella faveolata, 2885 nucleotides long. RefSeq lists its product as uncharacterized. The record is from RefSeq and is a predicted model, not a curated record. Lineage: Eukaryota; Metazoa; Cnidaria; Anthozoa; Scleractinia; Merulinidae.
CUUACUAAAAACAAACAAACAAACAAACAAAAAAGACAAAAAAACAAGAAACCUUGAGAGUUACUAUGUGUUGCCUGUCUUGUUUACCUAAUUUUGAUCUUCUUGAAUCCCAUUUCCCGCACGAAAAAAUCGUUAAUUCCUGCUUCGCGCCAUGAAAAUAAACAACUUCUCGCCUCCUGCCAGCUCCCCUCAAGUCUGCAUCCCGCUUUCAAAUUUUUUAUGUCCCGCAUCCCGAUGGCGAAAAAAGGCCCUUCCGAAUCCCGCCAACCCUUCGUUACUGACCCUCACCAUCCAUGUUUAUUGAAUAGAGAAUAAUACAUGGGCGCGUGAAGAUAUGUUAUUAUGUUAUUUCUCUUGGGGUGAUCAACCUCGAAAAGAGAAAUUCAAUAUCUUCAAGCAACCAUGUAUUAUUUUGGUUAUUAUAUAAACAUACUGAUAACGACGUAUUUGACGGUUGUCCGAAGGUCACACCGAGGAAGAUCCGAAGAUGUUAUAAUCAAACACCAACAAAUUUAAGUACAGUUGUAAAAGGGUCAAACAAAAUGGAAAACAUUACGUCAUCGAUAUCAUCGUAGUGAAAUUAGCGUAAUUUUACACGUCUUUUCUCCGAGCUGGAAAUCCUUGUAAAACACCCUAGUUUCUUCCGGAUUACUGAUGGUAUCCUAUCCUCCUUCGUCACGCAAUAAGUAAUGGUAUCCCAGCAUAGAGCAAUAGAAAAGCGUAAGCGAUAGCAACGCGGAAGUGAAUCAAAAUAAUUUGUGAUUUUACUCGCCAUGUCUCUAUCUAGUACUCUCAGAAAUCAGGGUAAUGAGUUCUUUCGUCAAGCAGUCCGCUUGGAUGUAGAUUGUUCGCCACAACAGGCAAGGGAUCUUUUUGAACGAGCGCUGUCUUGUUAUUAUCAAGCCAAAGACAAAUCUAACAACCGUGAAGACGAAUGCUCUGCUGCAAAGAACAUCGGUAAAGCGGCAUGGAAGAUCGCGAGAGUGCUGACCAAGAGUGGGGACAAACCACAAACAAUCAUCUUCUACCUGCACGAGGCGAUCAAAGGGUUGUGCACCGCUUACAGUAACAGUGAAGAAUGCAAAGACCCUGAAUGGAGAGGCGAAGUGUUUGAGACGAUCAGUGUUUGUUUACAAGAAGUGAUCGACGCGGCAGAAGCAUUUGGACACGCCGAUCAAAAGAUCGCGCAGCUGGAGAAGCUCGUGGUCAUCACCACAGUGAAUGAAGCUGUCCCGGACAUACAAAUGAAAUUGGCAACGAGCUACUUCCACGAUGGUACGACGAAACUACAGAAUGGCGACUACAAGAAAUGCCUGUCACGCAUGAAGGAUUGUUAUCGGCCUAUUGAAGAAGUUAAACAUCUGUCAAGCCGUUAUGGCGGAGAUUUAAAGUACGAGUUGCUGGAAGAAGCUGAAAUCCUGGAGAAAGACGUGUUCUACCACACAUGUGCGGCUUCUGCCUUCCAAGCUCGUGUUCACGGAGAUGAACUUCUUCAAACGGCUUUGAAGGAGCAAGAAGAGCUAGACAUGACGCUGAUUUUCGAAGUGAUCGACUGGUACAAGCAAGCGGUCGUGCUAGCGAGAGAGGUUGAGAUCGAGCAGGAGGCCAUCGCCGAGAGUCGUCUAGGUGUUGUCUACGACAAGGUUCUUAGGAUGACAUUGCGAGCUAAAGCGUACUUCACUCACAGCUUUGAGCUUGCGGAGUCUCUGAAACCUCGCGUUUUCACCUCCCAGGACUGGUACAAAGAUUGUAUCACGACGCUGAAGAAGUACCAAGACGAGGCUCGCCAGAGGGACGAGGAAGAACAACAGAAAGCUCGAGCGGCGUUUCUGGAGGAAUUGUCUGAGGAGUUAGCUGACAUAAGAUCUCACAAAGCCCGGGCAGCCGACCUGAUUAAACACGUGUAUAGCAACUAUCCACCUAAACAUCCAUCUUGGCAGAAACCCAGUGAUGAAGACAUGAAAAAAUGGGGAGAAAUGGAGUUAGAUUCCAGAGAUUACAAGAAGCUUCUUCUCAAAGCCCUCGGCUUCUACCAUCCUGAUAAGGUAGAUGAAAAAAUCCAUGGUAUGAAAUGGAAAAUUCUCUGUGGGGAGAUCACUAAAAUGCUUAAUGAUCAUUACGAGGGAACAAAAUUAGGCUCAAGAGGUUAAACUGGUGUAAACAGUAUAUGACUAUGAACUGAAAGUACAUUUAAUAAGUUGUAGUGUGUUGGGCGAUUAGUUGUCAAAUGUAGGAAAACUGAUACGGUCUUAUGUAUGAUGACUGUGCACAUCAUUUACAUCUACGCAAGUAGCAACACUUAAUGAGAAAAGUUACACAAUUUAAAUAUUUGAAAAUUUCCAGACCGUAAAAUGCCAUGUUUUGUUCACCGUUUAAUACAGAGUACAGUUAGCAAGGUAAUUCUCACACUUUCAGUUCUUUAUUGUAAAUUUUUCUCUUUUUCCCGCUUUUAUACAUUAUAUUUCCUUAUAAAGUAAUUACAUAAAUCAGUACUGAGGUACUAAAGCAUGCAAACAUUAAAAACUAAGACACAUUUAUGUAUUUUGCGUGUUGUUUCUAACUCAACCCACCCCAACACAUUAAACUGAGUAUCUCUAGAGGAUUCACAUUAAAGAAUAAUACAGGCAGCGCAAUUUUGCAGCCGUUGUAAACUUUUGCUGGACGCCGUCGAUGGUUCACCUCGACAUGCAGUGUCAGCACAACUUAGGGUUGGCUCAAUAAGGGUAUAACGGACACACUGUCGCUUAAGAUUGAGACAAGACCGUAUUCGUGCUAAGUGCCCCAAACGUUUGUUAAUUUUGUUACAAAUACAUUGGAACCCCGCUAAUACGUCACCAACGGGCCAUGAAGAUUUGGCCGCAUUAACGGGGUAGGGUCAAUUAAAC